GUAAACAAAUAAUAGGAUUUUCCUACCACAUAUUAUUCAAUUGAAUCUACUAUUGCUAAUACUGUCAUAUCUAGCAGCACUUUUGUAUUGAUACCAAAUAUUUUAUCAUAUUCCCUAUUGUUUUUGUCAUUAUCCAAAGUCAUAAAUAACUUUUGUUGCUAUUUUACAACCUUUAUUUUACCAAAGUACUAACCUACAACAGCAUGACAAUUAAACAAAUUUAUAUCGCCCGUCACGGAUUCCGUGCCAAUUGGGCACCACCACCACACCCACCCAACCCUACCGGGAUCGAUUCCGACCCACCGUUAGCUCCUCAUGGUGUCACUCAAUCACAACAACUAGCAGGGUACUUGUCUUCGUUACCAUUGGAAGAACGUCCGCAAUUCAUCCUCAGUUCUCCAUUUUACCGUUGUGUUGAAACAUGUGCUGCUAUUUCCAAGAUGCUUGAUUGCAAAGUUGCCAUUGAACGGGGGAUAAGUGAGUGGUUCCGGAAACAAAGGAAAACCAAGCCGAUCCCCGCCGAUUACAAGCAAUUGAAUCAUUUCUUCCCUGAUGUGUUGAUAGACGAAGAAGAGUGGCCCAGAGACCGUUCUGUUGGAGUCAUACCCAACACAGAGGGAGAGGAUUACGAUGAAGUAUACGACAGAUGUAAACAAUUUGUCAAGAAGUUUAUUCCUAUAUUUGAAGCAAAAUAUCCCCAGAUAGAAAAUGUGUUGAUUGUUAGUCAUGCUGCAUCAGCUAUUGCCGUAGGAUCAGCAUUAUUGGAGUUGAACUCUUUGGUUGAUUUUAUUGACGAAGACAAGAAUAUGAUCAGAGCCGGGGCAUGUUCGGUAUCCAAGUAUGUGCGAGUCACCAAUCCUGAUUCCGAAAAGAAGUGGGAGAUUGUCAUGAAUGGGAAUUGUGAAUUUUUAACCGACGGAGAAGAAAUGAAUUGGGACUUCCGUACAGGAGUCGAGGCUGGGUCAGCCGACGAUUUAAAAUUACGAGAGCAACAGAAAAGCCAGAGCCAAGAUGUGAAACAGCAAGAAACUACAGUCACGGAAAUGGCUAGUGGUUCUGAUGCGAUAAACAAUGACGAUUUUGAGGCACGUAAUAAAUUAUAGAUUAUAAAUAUUAUAUACAUCUUCAUGUAUGUACUAACAUAUUCUCUAGACAUUCUACGUUACGGUAG
Molecule: messenger RNA, 1171 nt
Organism: Spathaspora passalidarum NRRL Y-27907
Lineage: Eukaryota; Fungi; Ascomycota; Pichiomycetes; Serinales; Debaryomycetaceae
Product: histidine phosphatase family protein
Exons: 1
Coding region: 204-1103 (299 amino acids)
Source: RefSeq, a predicted model, not a curated record